Messenger RNA from Trichoderma harzianum CBS 226.95, 1098 nucleotides. RefSeq lists its product as hypothetical. Bases 1 to 1098 code for a protein of 365 amino acids. The transcript has 2 exons. The record is from RefSeq and is a predicted model, not a curated record. Lineage: Eukaryota; Fungi; Ascomycota; Sordariomycetes; Hypocreales; Hypocreaceae.
AUGGCGUUUUAUGACACCGUUCGGAAUCCAAGAGACUUCUCUAGAAAAGCCUCUGAUGAGAGUGCCAAAAGUUUCCAAAACCUUCUAGGCUCGGGACAAUGGAAGACAGCGGGAAGCAGCUGGGGCGUCGAGCAUCUUUUUGCAUGCCGAGUAAUCUGCAGCAAACCAACCUCGAUUUUACCAGUUAUAAAAGCUACAGUUGAUGCAUUAAGGAUGCAAAGAAACGAAUGGGACCCAGUCAUCAAAAAAAUAAUCCAAGGACCUAACGAAGGCAAGUCAACUCUGGGCAGCAUGUUGGGGGAAGAGGUACUCCAACUUUACAACAAUGAUACUCUUGGACAUAUCUGGACUGCUUUGUCCCCGUUGGUGAAGCCCGAACCUGUACCGAUGUCAGAUAGACAGCUGCGAGAACGAAACCCUUCUCAAUCCGCCGAGUCGCAAGGUUCACCGGAAUCAUUGCAAAUAUCGACUCCAUCAGCGACAGAGUCGAACGCCUCAAGCAUUGGGUACUACGAGGCUGAAUGGGCGCCACGUCUCAAAGCAUUGACUGUAGAAUUCGUCAGUCUUUUUAUCCGACACGUUCUCGCAUUUUGUCAACCCCGAGACAAAGUGUCAAAGAUUACGUAUCGACACGGACAAAUGGAGCACAAGAGUGAUGCAUUACGACUGUUUGCCAUUGAUGACGCCGGCCUCCAAGUUUCAAACCAAGAUGGACGGGUAUUUCAAGUAGCACUACUGGAGGCCGAGAGGACAUUCCAGACGAUUCGAAAUGGACGACCAACCAUUUCUGACGGGCUCCUUGGUCAGUUAGCUGGAGAGGCAUUGGGAACAAUAGCAUCGGGAUCUUCAAUUUUUCGGAACAAGGUAUUCAUCAUAUUAGCCAUCAAACACUUUGUCAAAUUUUUAGAAUUUUCCGUUUCGGAACAAUUCAUGUCGCAGUUUAAGACCAGGAACCCAGCAGACCGCGAAAAUUGGGAUACUUAUCUCCUGGUAGAUUCGACGGAAUGGUUUGACGCAACCAGCAUUCAAGGUCGCGGGUACAUCGUUAGCCAUGUGAUGGUCUUGGUAGAAUGCGCUGAUGAUGUUGUUUCGCGUUGA